Molecule: messenger RNA, 1083 nt
Organism: Pochonia chlamydosporia 170
Lineage: Eukaryota; Fungi; Ascomycota; Sordariomycetes; Hypocreales; Clavicipitaceae
Product: ubiquitin/metalloprotease fusion protein
Exons: 1
Coding region: 1-1083 (360 amino acids)
Molecular function (GO): protein binding; proteasome binding
Source: RefSeq, a predicted model, not a curated record
AUGGCCGAACCGCAAGAGACUGCUACCUCGGGGUCUGAAUCCGGCUGGGUUAACAUCACCGUCUCACAUCGCAAGCACAACUACACGUUCGAGCUAGCAGACGAUGCCACCAUCACCGAGUUGUUCGACGAGAUUGCUGCAACGCUCGAUAUUCCCGUCGCCAACCAAAAGAUUCUUGUACCCAAGGGUCCUCUACUCAAAUCACCUUUCAAGGAACCCGAUAUGCCACUCACUGGACUCCAGGGCAAGACGCUGACUCUCUUGGGCUGCGGCGCCGCAGAGGUGCAAGCCGUCCAGAGCAUGUCGGAAAAACUUGCGCAAAGGAAUGCUGCACGCAUGGCGCAAAAGGCCAAGAUGAAGCACGCGCAGCGGCGAAACCAUCACCACAAGCCAAGCGAAGACACAAGAUACACGUUUCUGCAAGUCAAACCCCUCCAGGGCCUGCCACACCCUGAGACCAGCCAAAAGCUCUUGAUGCGACUCAAGGAGGACCCUGGCAUCAAAUGGGCCAUGAAGAAGCACAAGUUCACUGUUUCCCUGCUCACCGAAAUGGAACCCUUAUCGCACACCGAAACAACCCACGAGGGAACGUCGAGGAUACUCGGCCUCAACCGCAACCAGGGCGAGGUGAUUGAGCUCCGUCUCCGAACGGACGCCCACGACGGGUACCGUGACUACAAGACCAUCCGCAAGACCUUGUGCCAUGAGCUCGCGCACAACGUCCACGGCCCACAUGAUCGACAAUUCUGGGAUCUGUGCCACCAGAUUGAGCGGGAAGUCGACGCUGCGGACUGGAAGUCUGGCGGCCACACGAUUGGCGAGACGUCCAGGUAUACCAUCUCAGGACAGGCUGAAGCGGAGGAAGAUGAGCACGAGGACGACGGCGGAUGGACGGGUGGCGAAUUCGUGCUAGGCGGAGUGAGAGAUGUCGGCACGGGCUUGAGUCGUCGUGAGAUCCUGGCACAGGCUGCGCUCGAGAGGCAGAGAAAAGAGGACGGGGCCGAACGCAAGGCAUGCGACGCGGCGGAAAAGGGUUGGCGGCCGUGUCAGAGGUCGCAGCAACCGAGUGACAAGAGGGAGUAA